UAUGAUAGUCAUAAGACAGUUUGUUUCAAAGAAUUUUAUGUGAUUUUCUUUAAUGUUUUAUAACUUUCUUUGCAAAUUACAUAGUUUAAACAUUAGUGAGUAUAAUAUUGCUAAUAUUAAAUUAUUAUACAUAUUUGUAGCUUUUUAAAACUAUUUUGUUUCUAUUUUGUUUUCUACUUAAAGAAUUUGAUUUCAACUAAUUUUACAUAAAAAUAAAGAAAUGUAAGAACUAUAGCUUUUUACUUCUUCCAUUAUCGAAACAGAUUAUUUUUCUUUACUAGUAUUAACAUAGUGAAAUGUGUAAUUUCCGAGGAAUAAGCGGGUGUCAUUUUAGAAAACCUAUGUCAAGAUCGAUGAUUCUCUAAUUAUCUAAUUUAAAUAUUUAAAUAAUUUCAUGAUGAUACUCUUAAAUGUUGCCCUCUUAUAAUUUUGAUCUCUUUUCUUGACUUUCUAUUUCUUUAAUUUAUUGAAUUUUUGACGAAAUAUAGUGCGUUUAUUUUUGGUGAUGAUAAACGUUUGCGCUAAGAUUGAUUAAAAUUUGAGUGAGAUAAAAAAGACUUUUCUUAUUAAAUGUUAGUUACCGGAAAAAACCCAGACUUAAAGAUUUCUUUAAGAUAUGUUAUGAUAAAAAUGUCUUAAAGAUAUCUUUUAUAUAUUUAACAUGAUAUUUUGAAGACACGUUUUGAAGAUACUUUUAAAACAUAUUUUAUUAUAACUUACAUAUAUAUAUAUUUUUUUUGAAAAAUCAUAACAUGCUUUAAGACACCUUUAAGGCGUUUUUAAAACGCCUUUUAUAUUCCUAUUGUGGAUAUAAUACUAUCUAGAAAAUAUAUGACUCAAAAUCGAAAAAUUUGUGAUAUACAAUAAUGCCUUUUGCUAUUUGUACUACGAAAAAAUACAGUUGUCUUGGAAUAUUCUGUACUUUGUUUCGGAUCUUUACUUUUCUGAUCAGCUAUUCAAUAGGAAGAAUUUAUGAAUAGAUGUUCUAAUAUGUUUCUGUAUCAUUGAGCGUUACCGUUCGUUUUACCAGCUUUGGUUCGGACGUGGUCGAGAAUUAUUGGUGACACAAGUGUUUCCUAUCCGGCGUGUCAGUGUGUAUACAAUAAAGCGGCUUAUUUUUCAUGUCUCUAUGUCGUAAGAGACACGUCGAUAGCAAGUGUGCAACGAAUAUGAGACGUGAGUGUUUCGUCGUGAAUGUUUCAACUGAAUUUCAGUGAAUGUCGCAUGAAGGUUUCUUGGGCCCGUGGGGCCUACCAAUCGUAAUUGUGAUAGGCGUAGGAAUUAUCUUGAUUGCGUUGCUCCUGUUUGUUUGCUUCCUCACGCCUGGCUGCAUUGGUUAUGAAUGCUUCAAGAAAAAAAACAAGGAGGACAAGAGUGUAUCGCUAAGAACGGAGAGCCAGGCAAAAGACAACUUAAAAUUAAAUGACAUCAGCUAUAGAUCUUGGAGACUUGGCAGUUUAUACGAAAAUGAUAAUAAUGGUACUAUUAGUGAGAAUGGAGAAUCUCAUAUGGACUCAUUUAAUUCUACCAACGCUCAAUGCAAGAAUGUGGAGUAUUCUUCUACAUUGAAUUUGAUUUACCCAGACAAGCAGAAAAAUGAUGAAAACGUGAAAGAAUUUCCAACUGAAUUGACAAUGAGUUUGCAAUAUUUGCCUCCCUGCGACAUUAUUCCUGGGAAGCUCAUUAUCGGUAUUGAAGCGCUGUGUGGCCUUCCUCCAAAACAAUACAACGGCACAUUGGAACCUUAUGUCGCGUUGAAUAUUAUGAAACAAUCAUGGAGUCACAAGAAGCGGCAAAAAUUGCAUAGUUUUAGAACAAGGAGCAUUAGGCAUACUGCCAGUCCAAUCUACAAAGAGACUUUUGUCAUUGCAAACACAAAGCCGCAGGAAACUAAAGAAUGGAUAUUAGAUAUUACUGCAUAUGAUCACGACAGAUACGCAAAUCACACAGAAUUGUGUUCACUCAAGGUGUCGUUGAAAGAUAUGAAAAAGAUUUUUUAUAGUCCGGAAAUUCAUCUAUUCAAUUACAAAAUGAAAUCAUCAUAUCAGGAGUUUGGCAAUAUUUUGUUAGCUCUAAGCUAUCUACCUACUGCAGAAAGACUGACUAUUAACAUUAUGAAGCUGCGCGAUAUCAAAUUUAUACCAUCUGUACUGAGUUUAAAUAAAUUUAAUCCGUAUGUUAGAGUAUUAAUGUUAAAUGGAAAGACGGGCAAGAAGAUGAAGAAGAAAAAAACUAAAUUCUUGCGUGCCAUCGCACAACCGGAAUUUAAUGAGAUUUUGACGUUUGAUUUGGCAGUCACCCAACUCGAUACUGUUCAAUUUCUAGUGGUGCUUUGUAGCAAGGUUUUUCCAGAAGGAUUAUCUAUUGCCGAUGCAAGUGACAGUGAGGAUUCUGUUAGUUCGUUUAAAAAACCUGCCGAUAUUUUUAUUGGUAAAGUAGCUCUUGGAAAAAGUGUAAGAGGUUCGACGGAGAGACUGCAUUGGUUUUCAGUGCUUCAAAAUCCAAGGAAACUUGUCACCGUUUGGCAUACUCUAAAAUAAUAAAUACCAUUGUUAUGUUAUAUGUACAGGGUGUUGCAGAUACAUUUAGGACGUACAACUGGUUGCAUACGGCAGACUGCUAGGGACAGUUGUAAUGAAAUUUAAUUAUUUAAUUUUUAAUUUGAAUUGUUGAAGGAAUAAUUGUAGGAAUUUUAUGUUUAAUUUAAGUAAAUAUAAAAAGAUUAGUAGCUUAUUUGUCUGUAGUUCAUAUGAAUAUAAUAUUGUGUUUUAAUAACUAUGUAUAAAUUAAGUAUUUUAGGUAGAUAUAUUAUGAUGAUUUCUCAUGGAUUAUGUUUUUCAGGAUCAUUUUAUAUAGUAAAUUUAUUUUAUAGACGGAGUGGGAGUCUUUUGUUAAUUUUUAAUAAGGGAAUAAUAAGAAAAAUAUCUUUUGUAAUAAUUUGGUGAUUUUUAUUGUGUGUGGCUAAUUUUUCUUUUCCUUCCUCAUUAAAUUUUUUUAGAGAGUUAAUAAUUUUAAUGAUUAUUUUACAUGACAAAUUUUAUUACGCCUAAUCAAUUGUGUGUCCUAAAUGUUUCUGCAACACCCUGUACAUGUUAUGAAAAAAAUAAUUGUAUUGUUUACCAGCAACUUUUAUAAACUAAUGCAAUUGCAAAGACAUGCAGUCUCAUAUUUAUUUUAGAAUAUAAUACCAUUAAUAGACGUAUAAAACGACGAAAAACUAUUUUGUAAAAUAAUAAACUUUACUUAAGCGGAUGCUAAAUCGCAAGUUACUGACAUUUACAGCAUCUAAAUAUCUUCAAAUUGUCGUUACAGAAUCACAAAAACUUUGUAUAGAAUUAAAAUACGCGUAAAAAGAAGAGGUGCUUAGAUAAAUUUUACAAGAAAAUCAAACAAAAAUUAAUGAAUUAUUAAAAAUUUUUGUAUAGCCGUCACCUGAGAUUAACUGUACCUUAAUACACAAGUUGUGUAGCUCGUACGUACAAAAUGAGAGUAGAGAACCCUUCAGAAGACACGCACGAACGACAUUGAUCGUGAAAUUACGACUAAACGCCUAACAAAGAGAUAUCCUAAUGUGUUUUUACCGCAUGUAUAUUUUGCUCAGCGAACUGAACUGUCACAAACAGAGCAGUAAUGGUGUCCAAUAAUAGUUGAUAGGUCUUUUCGCAGAUGGCAAUAUAAUCAAAGAACAAAGACAGAUCUAUGCGUUGGAUAAAGAGCGAUAGUCUGAUUUCGCUCAAAAAAUAAUCUGCAAUUACCGACGUUGAGGAAGUUCUUCUGUUUAGCAUCCUCUUAAAUCAUCGUUCUGAAUUAAUAAAGAAAAAUAUAUUAAAAUAUGAAAUAAGAAUUGGCAUUUUUCAAUCCAAGAGGAUGGUUAAUAAUUUUGUAAAACCUAAGUGGUAAUCUUCAACUUUCUACGAGACCCAAGUAUACUAUUUUUGUGUUCUUAGUAAAAAUCUUCCUAUUCUAACUUAACUUGAAUGUAUUUAAUUUAAAAAAAAUAUUUUCAAUAAAAUAUAACAUUUACUUUGUGACGAUGCACCCCUUGUAACAAGCAUCGCCCCGGCGAACAUCAGCCGGAAAGGCCGCCGGGCUAUAACCGGGGAUACCUCGGGUGCCCAUUUUUAAUACUCAAACACAGAAAUACCGCCUGGCGGCAAACACCGCCAGAAGAGACGCGCCGAGCCAUCGCACGCGCUGAGUCGGUGCGCACGCGCACUCGGAAGAUACGCAGUUUUCCGUACUUCGACGACCCCGCUGUCAAGCGCCGAAAAGUAUCGGAGGCGAGCGGAGUCGGUAUAAAUAGGGCCAACACGCCGAGAAACGGCGACUCCGUCACCAGCCAGCACUUCGAUAACGAUCCGCUGCGCCUGUGACAUACCGCUCCCGAAGUCGGAACAACGGUCGAAGAGUGGCUUGGCCGUGGCGAGAGAAUACUCCGCCUCCGAUACUGAUCCUUUUGAGCCUACAGUCGUCCGAAAGCUGAGACCCGCUCAGAACAUAGAGUCUUGGUUAGCGAGCCAGUCCCCGGAGGCUACCCUCUUCACCUCGCGACACUCACCAAAAACCGCGACCGCCGUGUUCGGGGUCCCGGGUCAAGACUACUUGACAGGGUGCCGCGCGUCCAGCUCCACCUGCGACGAUCCGGUCGCGGACGCCGUAUCGCGCGGAAAUUCGACCCGCCCGUGAUAACCGCGACUCGACGGCUAGCCCGCGGACCGUACCGUAAGACCACGCCUACCGCGUCACGAAACUCGCUACACGCCGGUCAUAGACCGCGCCUGCACGAGACCGUGCCUGUAUGUAGAAAUACCACUGUACAAAUCUAGCGUCUCAGCGCGCCUAUCUCUGUAUAUACAUAUAUUAUUGUGUACAUAUUGUCCGUCUCGUAAGUUAGCCAAAAUACAUGUUGAUACACUCAAACCA
Molecule: messenger RNA, 4923 nt
Organism: Solenopsis invicta (red fire ant)
Lineage: Eukaryota; Metazoa; Arthropoda; Insecta; Hymenoptera; Formicidae
Gene: Syt20
Product: synaptotagmin-1
Exons: 10
Coding region: 1218-2540 (440 amino acids)
Biological process (GO): regulation of calcium ion-dependent exocytosis; calcium-ion regulated exocytosis; regulation of dopamine secretion
Molecular function (GO): calcium ion binding; calcium-dependent phospholipid binding; SNARE binding
Source: RefSeq, a predicted model, not a curated record